This is a messenger RNA of Elaeis guineensis (African oil palm), 1129 nucleotides long. Its product is annotated as brassinosteroid-responsive RING protein 1. NCBI's taxonomy places the organism in Eukaryota, Viridiplantae, Streptophyta, Magnoliopsida, Arecales, Arecaceae. The record is from RefSeq and is a predicted model, not a curated record. Gene Ontology annotation, molecular function: ubiquitin protein ligase activity. Gene Ontology annotation, biological process: protein ubiquitination.
ACUUCCCCUUUCCCCCUCCUCUCUUCCUACAUUCCUCUUCUUCUUCUUUCUCUAGAUUUCUUCUAGAUAGACGAGGCUACAUAGCUUAGUGCUAUUAGGAGAGAAGAUGACUAUAUCGAUGGAGUACUACUACUCAAGCCGGGUGGUGGCCGGCUUCUUUCAGAAGGUGGCGCUCCUCCUUUCCUUUGUGGUGAGAUGGCUUCUCCUCCCCUGCUACUGCUGGUGGUCCGGCGACGAAGAAAGAGAAGCCGAGGACGCCGGAGGGGAGCAGUACCGCAGCCGGCGGCACCAGCCGGCGGCGGCGCAGGCUGUGAGGGAGAGCCUGCAGGUGGCGACCUACGAGGAGGUGGCGGGGGAGGCGGCGGCGGCGGCGGCGACGAGGUGCGCGGUGUGCCUGAGCGAGGUGGGGAGGAAAGACCGGGUAUGGGAGCUGCGGAACUGCCGCCACGUGUUCCACAAGGUGUGCCUGGACCGAUGGCUGGACCACGACGAGCACCUCUCCUGCCCACUCUGCCGGGCUCCGCUCCGGCCGGCUGCUUCCCCGCCGGCGGCGUCGGAGCCUAGCUGGGCCGUGGAGCGACUCCUCUACCUCUUUGGAGACGACCUCUUGUUUGCCCCUCCCUCGCAGCCCACCUCUUACAUUCAAUAGAUGUGUAAAUAUCGGAAUAAGAUUUUUGAUCGCUUUGCAUGCACCAACAACUGGAGAGCAGGCAAUUGAUGACUCUUCAAGAGAUAGUUGUCAUGGUUGGAAAGAGAGUUGAAAGGAGGAAAUGGGAACAUCAUGAUCAAAUGCCACUCUAAUGGCAGAAUGGAUAAUGGUCCUCACCCCCUUCAUAUAAGAAGAGGUUCCAUGUUUAAAUUCUGGCAUUUGAGACAAGGGUUGCAAUUCGGACGGAUUGGUUUGAAUUGAGGGCUAAUCCUAGCUGAACACCACCCAUAUAUACAACCCACAAAAACUAAUUCAACCUAAACUGUAGGGAGUUCUCCAACUCCAAUCUUAUAUUUUUAAGAGAAACUUUGUGUUUGGUUUGCGGUCGGAAUCGGAGUGGCCUGUAUCUACUAACACUUUUUGGAUUAUGAUCGAAUCGGAAGCCAAAUGAGAUUUAAAUACCAAGAGAGAGUAAAAAUU